AUGAAGGCGGAAAGCGAUAUUGAGUCGUGGGACAAAGAAGCAUCUGAAGGGAAAUUGCCCGUUAAAUGGCCUCUUAAACUGGAUGAUUGGUGGAUUGGUCAGAAGAAGGAGGCAUUUCUCUACUGGGAAGACAUUGAGACUACUGAAGCUGAAUAUAUCAGCGAGCUAGCGGAGGGAUUGGAUAACCUUCUAACCUGCAUACAAGAUGAAGCAGCUGAGACCGAACAGGUAUCUAUAGAUUUCGAUUAA
Molecule: messenger RNA, 249 nt
Organism: Penicillium cataractarum
Lineage: Eukaryota; Fungi; Ascomycota; Eurotiomycetes; Eurotiales; Aspergillaceae
Exons: 2
Coding region: 1-249 (82 amino acids)
Source: RefSeq, a predicted model, not a curated record